Molecule: messenger RNA, 3285 nt
Organism: Lepus europaeus (European hare)
Lineage: Eukaryota; Metazoa; Chordata; Mammalia; Lagomorpha; Leporidae
Gene: TBC1D20
Product: TBC1 domain family member 20
Exons: 8
Coding region: 102-1313 (403 amino acids)
Biological process (GO): positive regulation of GTPase activity; endoplasmic reticulum to Golgi vesicle-mediated transport
Cellular component (GO): endoplasmic reticulum membrane
Molecular function (GO): GTPase activator activity
Source: RefSeq, a predicted model, not a curated record
CUGCCCGGGCGGAGUGGGCGCUGCGUCCAGCGGCCAUAGCCGCGUCUUCUCACGGCUCUGCCACCAGCCGGGGCUCGGGCUGGAGCCCGGGCCCCCGGGACAUGGCCCUCCGGAGCGCGCAGGGUGACGGCCCCAUCUCCAGCCGCUGGGACGGCGGCGCCGAGAAGGCAGACUUUAACACCAAAAAGAAAAAGAAAGUGGCAGAGAUCUACCAGGCUCUGAACAGUGAUCCCAUCGAUGUGGCCGCCCUUCGACGCAUGGCUAUCAGUGAAGGCGGACUGCUGACUGAUGAGAUCAGGCGAAAAGUGUGGCCCAGGCUCCUCAACGUCAACACCAGUGACCCACCUCCUCUAUUAGGGAAAGACCUACGGCAGAUGAGCAAGGACUACCAACAAGUGCUGCUGGAUGUCAGGCGAUCUCUGCGGCGGUUCCCUCCUGGCAUGCCCGACGAGCAGAGGGAGGGGCUCCAGGAGGAACUCAUCGACAUCAUCCUGCUCGUCUUGGAGCGCAACCCCCAGCUGCACUACUACCAGGGCUACCAUGACAUCGUGGUCACGUUUCUGCUGGUGGUAGGCGAGAAGCUCACCACGUCCCUGGUAGAAAAAUUGUCUACCCACCACCUCAGGGAUUUCAUGGAGCCCACAAUGGACAACACUCGGCAUAUCUUAAACUAUCUGAUGCCCAUCAUUGACCAGGUGAAUCCAGAACUCCAUGAUUUCAUGCAGAGUGCUGAGGUGGGGACUAUCUUUGCCCUCAGCUGGCUCAUCACCUGGUUCGGCCACGUCCUGUCUGACUUCAGGCACGUUGUGCGGUUGUACGACUUCUUCCUGGCCUGCCACCCGCUGAUGCCCAUUUACUUUGCAGCUGUGAUCGUGCUGUAUCGGGAGCAGGAAGUCCUGGACUGUGACUGUGACAUGGCCUCUGUCCACCACCUGUUGUCCCAGAUCCCUCAGGACCUGCCCUAUGAGACGCUGAUCAGUAGAGCAGGAGACCUCUUUGUUCAGUUUCCUCCUUCCGAGCUCGCCCGGGAGGCAGCCGCCCAGCAGGAGGCCACGAGAACGGCAGCCUCUACCUUCAAAGACUUUGAGCUGGCAUCCGCCCAGCAGAGGCCGGAUAUGGUGCUGCGGCAACGGUUUCGGGAGCUCCUGCGGCCUGAGGAGCGAACAAAAGACGUCCUGACCAAACCGAGGACCAACCGCUUUGUGAAGCUGGCAGUGAUGGGGCUGACGGUGGCGCUGGGGGCGGCUGCGCUGGCUGUGGUGAAAAGUGCCCUGGAGUGGGCCCCCAAGUUCCAGCUGCAGCUGUUUCCGUGAAGGCUGGACAGACACUUCCUGUCACUCCACUGAGGUCUCACCCUUCCGUGGAAGGACUGGGAGGGGUAGAAUUUCCUUUAUUAAAAGGGUUUCUGUCAAGGGUUUUCUAUUCUGCCCCCUCCCUGCCUGUCGGGGUUCACCGUGGCUUCAGAGGCUGCUAGAAGAGCCCGCCGGCCCAGCCACCACCGAGGGCACUGGGGCCUGGCCACAGGCCUCUGUUGCCUCCCCUGGACUGGGACAUGCUGUGUGCUUCAGACUCACGGGAAGCAGCUGCCGCUGCCGGAGAAGACGGGCCUUGGAAAGCAGCAGGCGUGCGUGGGCCGCUGGGCACCGGCUGGGGAGCAGCUCCGGCAGCUGGGCGAGAGUCGGGAGGCAGGGGAGCUGGGUGGCCAGCUGAGUCCUUGUCCAACCCAGAAGUCGCGAGUAUUUCUGGCCAGGUGGGAGGGAAUGGUCAUUUUUUAAGCCCUAGACCUAGAUUGGUUUUAACUGCCCUUUUCUCCCUGUCCCCUUCUGCGAUCCACACAUCACUCACAAGACAUUUUUUAUCACUAUUUUUAGAAUUCCAUACCCCCAUGUCAGGUGCCCCUACUUGACAGCAGCCAUCGCUUUGUUAGAAGGACGAGCUGUCCUGGAGGUGGCGCUCGGCUCGGCAGCUGGCAUCGCCAGAGCCAUGCUCGGUGAGAGCAGGGCCCGCCACAGCCGGCCCUGAUGUGCUGCCUGCCAACCUGCGCCCUGCUCCACACAGGCACCUGCCGUCUCUCCCAUGUGGUUGGAAAUGUCCUUGAAACUUGCCAGCCCCCAGAAUGGGGCAGACUGUGGCUGAAGAGCUUCGCAGGGGCCCGACAGCAGCCUUGGCUUCCAGGGACUCUCCAGGCCCCAGGGAACCAGGGGACCACUCAGUCCUGGGAGCCAGGUGUGGGUUAGAUUAACCGGCUUGAAGAAGUGCCUUUUGAUGUGGUUAGAAGCAGCCUUUUCCUUAUUUUCCUGGGCAGGUGUCUUCCUAAAGGUGAACGUGCAGAAGCACUCUCCCUACACAGGCAGAGCCCCCUCUCUGCAUGCUGGCACGCCAGGCUGCCGCUGUGCCCACAGCUCUUGGGAGAGGGUCUACACCGAGCUCCACGAAGCCCCCUCCCCUUUUAAGGUUUAUUUAUUAUUUUGAAAGUUACAGAGGGAGAGAGCGAGAUCUUGCAUCUGCUAGUUCACUCCCCAGAUGGCUGCAAUUGCCUGGUGCUGGGCUAGGCAGGGUGAAGCCAAGAGCAAGGAGCUUCAUCCGGGUCUCCUGUGGGGUGGCAGGGGCCCAGACAGCUGGGCCAUCUUCCACUGCUUUCCUAGGCAUGUUAGCAGGGAGCUGGGUGAGAAGUGGAGCAGCCGGACACGAAUAGGCCAUCCAUAUGGGGUGUGGCGCGGUAGGCUGAGUUUAACCUGCUGUGCCACACGGCCAGCCCCUCCCUGAAGCACUUUAAAGCCAACGAAGAGCUCAGUGAUGGAUGUUCUCCGUGGCAGGAGCCCCACCUGGGGGAAGUGUGCUGUCCACGGGCUAAUGCAGGAAGAGGUGGAUUCAGGAAGGCGGGAAGUUCGCCCAGGAGCCAGCAGUGGGGUGGGCACGUAGCUGCGGUCAGCUCCCUCGGCAGAGCUGACCUCUUGUUGUCUACAAAUGGGCGGCAGACUCUGCCCCUCCCGCCGCCAACACUCACGCCUGUUUGUAAAUCCUGAAGGACCUGGUGGGGAACAGGAGAGGAGCUGCACACGUGUGUGGGACCAGGGUCCUGGGGCCACGGCUUUUUUAAUUCCGGGAAAUAAGUGGCAUUUGCUUGUGUUGUGGCCAGAGAAGGAAACGAGUGGCUUGUUCUAUGACAUUGAGCAGACUGCAUUACCUGUUUGCCUUCGGUCGGUUUGCCUACUCUGUAAAGAACACGUGUAAAUAUUUUGUACAGAGCCCUCUAUGAAAUAAAGAGCCAUAUGUGGUUGCUAA